AUGAACUGUACCGACCUGGAUCCAGGUCAUGAAGGUUGUGUGAGGGUUCUCCUGGAGCAGAAAGGCUGCCGAUGCAUCGAUGGAAACCCCUUCACCCCUCUGCACUGCGCUGUGGUCAAUGAUCAUGAACCGUGUGCGGCGCUGCUGCUGGAAGCCAUGGGGUCGGACAUCACCAGCUGUAGAGACUCCAAGGGAAGAACUCCUCUUCACGCUGCAGCGUUCUCGGGUCACGUGGACUGUGUCCAGCUGCUGCUCUCGCAUGAUGCACCUGGAGACACCGUGGACGAAUCGGGUCGCACAGCUCUGAUGAUGGCGGCAGAGAAAGGACGAGUGGCGGCUCUGGAGGUUCUGCUGAGCGGCGCCGACCUCAGUCUGACCGAUAAGGAUGGAAACACGGCGCUGCACUUGGCCUGCAGUAAUGGGAGAGAAGACUGUGUGAUGUUGAUUCUGGAGAAAUUCUCAGAUUCUUCGCUUAUAAACGCCACAAACGCAGCGCUGCAGACUCCUCUGCACCUGGCAGCUCGCAGCGGUUUGAAGCAGGCGGUUCAGGAGCUUCUGUCCAGAGGAGCAAACAUCCAGACGGUGGAUGAAAACGGUCUGACUCCUGCUCUGGCUUGUGCUCCGAGCAGAGAGGUGGCCGACUGUCUGGCUCUGAUUCUGGCCUCCAUGAUGCCUUUGUGCUCCCCUUGCAGCUCCGGGGCUCCGUCCCCAGGCGCCCUGCUGAGACAGCUGCCCCGCCGGGGGAGCAAAGGGCCGGCCAGCGGCCCCCGGGGGCCCCGCGGCCCCAGCAACCCCUCGGGACCCUCCAGCGAGGGAACCACCGAGAACGACUCGGAGGACUCGGAAACCUUCUGACCGAGUCUCCGGCCUCCUACCUCCGGCUGUGCACCUGAACGCAUCACCUGCUGACCAGAUGGAGGCAGCUACGGUGCCCCAGGAGGGUCAAUAUUCAGAAUGUCACGAGUUCUAACAGGAAAAACACAGAAAUACUCCAUCUGUGAAGUAGAAAAACUGUUAAUAUAUCAGUUUAUCCUUAUUUUCAUAAAUAUUCUCAGUGACUUCUAAACUAUCAGCUCUAAAUAAAUAGAAACAAUAAUGAAGAUUUACUGAUUAGAGCUGACAGGAUUCACCAAUUUAAUCACUAAACUGUCAAAUAUUAAAUUAGUCAUGAACUGUUUAAUAAUCUAUUGAUCAGGUUGAAUCAUUAAAGUGUUCAGGAGGAAUAAUAAUAAUUCAGAUUUCAUCUUCAGUGUGAAUAUUUUCUGACUUCUUUCCUCUGACAGUAAAAUCCAGGAAAUAAAUGAACUGAGUCAAGGAAUUAUUAAUGGUAGCUCAACAUUAAGGAUGCUAACUAGCUAACCAGCUAAUUAGCUAACCAGCUAACUAGCUAACCAGUAGCAGGUUGAAUAGUUCAAACAGCAGCUCAUAAACAGUUGGACCUGAAACCAGUGAAUAUUUAGUUUAAUCUUCAGUUUGAAGAACAUUAAAUUAUUUUCUCACAAAAUACAAAAAAUCCUGAAACUGUCGUCAGGAUUCGAUGUUUAACAGCAAACAUCAGACGUGUUUGCUUUUAAAAGUUCAGAUUAUCUGAUUGAUCAGUAGCUAAUCAAUAAAUGACAGCAGCUCUAACAGGAAACAGAAAGUAGCAGAAGAAACUACAAUAUAAGAUAAAAAUUGGAAACAGAAUUAUACUGAAGCCUAGUCAGUCUGAAAAUGACUGAGUUUGUUUUAAACAAUUAAUAAAUAAAGUAUUGAUUAGUUAAAUAUUGAUCCUCUGGGGCUCCGCCUGCUGGAUCUGGAUCUGGAUCUGAGGACCACCAAGUGAUUCAACCUCCAGGGACUGAACAGCUGCAACCUGCUGCUGCAUGAAGAAGAACUCAACCCACACCAGUUCUGGUUCUGGUCCUGGCCCUAGUUCUGGUCUGGGUCUACAUGCUAGUGUUGGGUCCCCCCAGCUGGUCCUUCUUGGGUGCUAACCUCCACACCUCGGUUCUUUGGUUCUUCUGAGACUCUUUUUAAAGCCAUUUUUAACUGUUUGUACAAAAUGAAGUAGAAGAUUCUGAGUACUUUUAAA
Amphiprion ocellaris (clown anemonefish) is the source of this 2074-nucleotide messenger RNA. RefSeq names its product serine/threonine-protein phosphatase 6 regulatory ankyrin repeat subunit A-like. The transcript has 8 exons. Gene Ontology annotation, molecular function: protein binding. The coding region runs from base 1 to 855 and encodes 284 amino acids. Lineage: Eukaryota; Metazoa; Chordata; Actinopteri; Pomacentridae. The record is from RefSeq and is a predicted model, not a curated record.